This is a messenger RNA of Penicillium angulare, 681 nucleotides long. RefSeq names its product flavin-linked sulfhydryl oxidase. The transcript has 2 exons. Gene Ontology annotation, molecular function: flavin adenine dinucleotide binding; flavin-dependent sulfhydryl oxidase activity. Bases 1 to 681 code for a protein of 226 amino acids. The record is from RefSeq and is a predicted model, not a curated record. Lineage: Eukaryota; Fungi; Ascomycota; Eurotiomycetes; Eurotiales; Aspergillaceae. Gene Ontology annotation, cellular component: mitochondrion.
AUGGCCAACGUCUCACCAGAACAACUAGCCUCCCUACGGGGCCAAUACAAUCUCUUCACCCAAAAGCCAGCAUCCACAGACUCUGCAGAAGAAACAAAGCCACUCCCAAAGGGCGUAGUCCUCGAUAAAGAUGGAAAACCCUGCCGAACCUGUACCUCCGUCUCCUCCUGGCGCGCACUCACAAAACAAUCGCAAUCGCAAUCGCAAUCCCAAUCCCAAUCAAAACCCGAUAACUCUACCUCCCCUCUCUCCUCCCCAGCAGACAAAGUGACAGUAUCAACCACUGGCCUCGCCGCGCCAGCCUCAGCCUCCGCAUCAACAACACCCACCGACUGUCCUCCAGACGUUGAAGAACUGGGUCGCUCAACUUGGACCCUUCUGCACUCGAUGGCAGCUACGUAUCCUGAAAAGGCGGAUACGGCACAACAAGCCGAUAUGCAGGGGUUUCUGAAGUUUUUCUCGAAGUUGUACCCGUGUUGGGUUUGUGCGGAUGAUUUUCAGAAUUGGAUGGCGCAUCCUAGUGGGAGGAAUCAGCCGCAGCUUGGGGGGAGGAAGGAGUUUGGGUGGUGGAUGUGUGAGGCGCAUAAUGAGGUUAAUCGGAAGUUGGGGAAGAAGGAGUUUGAUUGUCGGUUUUGGGAGGAGAGGUGGCGGACUGGAUGGAAGGAUGGGAGAUGUGAUUAA